Peromyscus eremicus (cactus mouse) is the source of this 1806-nucleotide messenger RNA. It is a transcript of the gene Gxylt1, whose product is annotated as glucoside xylosyltransferase 1. The transcript is spliced from 8 exons. Bases 1 to 1314 code for a protein of 437 amino acids. Gene Ontology annotation, molecular function: UDP-xylosyltransferase activity. NCBI's taxonomy places the organism in Eukaryota, Metazoa, Chordata, Mammalia, Rodentia, Cricetidae. Gene Ontology annotation, biological process: protein O-linked glycosylation via N-acetylgalactosamine. The record is from RefSeq and is a predicted model, not a curated record.
AUGCGGCGCUACCUGCGGGUCGUAGGGCUGUGCCUGGCCUGCGGCUUCUGCUCGCUGCUGUACGCCUUCAGCCAGCUCGCAGUGUCCUUGGAGGAAGGAGCGGCCGGAGGACGCAGGCCGCAGGCCGCGGCGAUGGUUUCCUGGCUGGCGGACGGCGAACGCGGCGGCCCCGGGAGAGGCGCGGGCAGCGCGGGCUCGGGCCGGCCGGGCAGGUGUAAAGGUUCCUCUCUGUGUUACUGGAAUCCCUAUUGGAUGCUGCCCUCUGCUGUUUGUGGAGUGAACUGCUUUUGGGAAGCGGCUUUUAGGUAUAGUCUGAAAACACAGCCCACGGAGAAAAUGCACCUUGCUGUUGUUGCCUGUGGUGAAAGACUGGAAGAAACUGUGACUAUGUUGAAGUCCGCUCUCAUUUUCAGCGUCAAGCCACUGCAGGUCCAUAUUUUUGCUGAAGACCAACUACAUGAUAGCUUUAAAGACAGACUUGACAGCUGGUCAUUUCUACAAAGAUUUAACUAUACUCUGUACCCUAUCACCUUCCCGAGCGACAGCGCCACGGAGUGGAAGAAGCUCUUUAAGCCGUGUGCUUCCCAGAGGCUCUUCUUGCCGUUAAUCCUGAAAGAAGUUGAUUCACUGUUGUAUGUUGACACUGAUAUCCUUUUUUUACGACCUGUCGAUGAUAUUUGGUCAUUACUAAAGAAAUUUAAUUCCACACAAAUUGCUGCGAUGGCACCAGAGCACGAGGAGCCUCGAAUUGGAUGGUAUAAUCGCUUUGCUCGGCAUCCAUACUAUGGGAAGACGGGGGUGAACUCUGGAGUGAUGCUGAUGAACUUGACUCGGAUGAGGAGGAAGUACUUUAAGAAUGACAUGACAACCGCCCGGCUGCAGUGGGGUGACAUACUCAUGCCAUUGCUUAAAAAAUACAAACUGAACAUCACAUGGGGUGACCAGGACCUGUUAAAUAUCAUGUUCUUCCAUAAUCCAGAAAGCCUUUUUGUCUUCCCGUGUCAGUGGAACUACCGACCAGAUCACUGCAUAUAUGGGAGCAACUGCCGAGAAGCAGAGGAGGAAGGGGUCUUCAUUCUUCAUGGAAACAGAGGUGUUUACCAUGACGACAAGCAGCCAGCGUUCAGAGCUGUGUAUGAAGCACUGAGAAAUUGUUCAUUUGAAGAUGAUGCCGUCCGUUCCUUAUUAAAACCUUUAGAACUGGAAUUACAGAAGACAGUUCACACGUACUGUGGAAAAACGUACAAAGUAUUUAUCAAGCAGUUGACGAAAAGCAUAAGAAACCGUUACGACACACCGCCAAAGGAAAGGUGAUCUGCAGGAGAGCAGCAGAGGAGACAUGAAGGAAUCGGACUGGAGAAGGAGUUCGGAAGGCGUUUCUGUCUCCAGAAUAAUUAAUCGUCUUCUGAAGAAGUUAAAAGAGUGUUAUAUUCACUCCAUGAAGAAUAAGUUAAGCUCUUGUCUCCAGUAGGAAGACAAGUUUGGUCUGAUAUUUUGUAACAUUACUUGGUGUCAUUCCAGUGUUAAUGAAAACAUUUAACAGUGUGGCCAGUGGAGCUGUGUUGGCUCUUGAAUCAAGUAAGUAAGAACAGUGGGGGAUGGAUGGAGAAAAUGUACCUCGAACACAGUGGAGACACUCAAGCUGUGAGUAUAGCAAUAAUUUUAUGUCAGCACUAACCUCACUUUAAAGUGUGAGAAAAAAGUUUACAGGAGCAGAGAAGUUCUGUUUCUUAAGAAAUGUGAUAUAACCAAUGUAACCAUUGACAAUCUAUGUACCCGCAUACAUUUCAUCUCUCUGCUACAAUA